Helianthus annuus (common sunflower) is the source of this 1083-nucleotide messenger RNA. RefSeq lists its product as uncharacterized. Bases 137 to 808 code for a protein of 223 amino acids. The transcript has 6 exons. Lineage: Eukaryota; Viridiplantae; Streptophyta; Magnoliopsida; Asterales; Asteraceae. The record is from RefSeq and is a predicted model, not a curated record.
UUAAUUUGAAUAUUCAUUUAGUUUGGCGGUAGUCGUGGAGAGCGUUAGGCCACACAAUCGGGUUAGUGGUUGUCUGGUUGACCCGUAUACUAAUAAACGGGUGGGUCAAACUUGAAGGAUUCAUACAAAACCUCUCAUGAUUCCUGUACGUUCAGCUUUUAAUAUUCUGAACCAUCGUCCUCCUGCACUUCCACUGUUCUUAAUCCCUUACUCAUCAUCUUCAACGAACAAUUUGCUCAGAUCCGCCAUGGAAACAGAUAAUAAGGAACCCAAAAAGGAUGAGCAGCAGCAGAGAGAAGCGUGUGAUAAUGGAGCAUGUGAUAUAUCAAAGAAGGUUGCGGAUGAUAUUCUUCCACACAUCCUUAAUCUGUAUGCAUCGCGUGCCUCACCUCAAGAUUUUGAAAUCUAUGCUCCUGAUGCAUCCUUUGAGGAUCCACUUAUGUGCGCUCGUGGGGUAAAACAAAUCAAGUCAGCCUUUUAUUCUCUUUCAAAGGUCUUUAGUGAGUCAAAAAUUGUAGAGUACACCUUGCAAGAAAACAUUCUUCCUCAUGGAACAAGAGAGAUACUCAUUGACAACAAACAAUACUACAAGUUCAUGGGAAAGGAUAUCGAUAUGAUAUCGCUCAUCAAGCUCUAUGUAGAGAAUGGGAAGGUCAUUCGCCAUGAAGAUUGUUGGGACAAGAAGCCACUAUGGAACAAAGAGACUUCUAAGGUGCCAUUGGUUGGGAAACUUAUUGAAAUGGCCAAAAGGGGUUCCAUGUUUGCUACACAUGCUAUGAUGAGGUUUGGGAAGGACCCAACUACAUAAUCAUAACAUAAAAAAGGAUAAUUCGUCAUUUAGUAAGAGGUAUUUGUGUAUGAACUUGUAAAUUUAGAGAUGUAAACGAGUUUGGCCGCUCAUGAGCUACUAGAGACCAACUCGCUAAAAAUUCAUCGAGUCAGGGGUUCCAAGUUUGAAAGACAUGCUAUGAUGAGGUCUGGGAAGGAUCCAUCUACAUAAUCAUAUAAAUAAAGGAUAAAUUGACAUUUUUUAAGAUGUAUUUGUGUAUGGAUUUAUAAAGUUUGGCACCUCGUCUUAUGUAA